This is a messenger RNA of Pieris brassicae (large cabbage white), 1366 nucleotides long. It is a transcript of the gene RhoL, whose product is annotated as ras-like GTP-binding protein RhoL. Lineage: Eukaryota; Metazoa; Arthropoda; Insecta; Lepidoptera; Pieridae. The transcript has 5 exons. Gene Ontology annotation, biological process: small GTPase-mediated signal transduction. The record is from RefSeq and is a predicted model, not a curated record. Gene Ontology annotation, molecular function: GTP binding; GTPase activity. Bases 113 to 664 code for a protein of 183 amino acids.
UGCAUUCAACCGCGAAACUGUGCGCGCGCGCCGUCGUACCGUUAUCAUUAGUGAUAAGAUCGUUACAUCAUUGUGAUAAGGACCUGUUAAGUUUAAUAUGUGACUGUGGAUUAUGGGAAUGGCAAGGAGAUUGAAAAUUACUGUGGUCGGUGAUGGUAUGGUGGGCAAGACAUGCCUGCUAUAUGUGUAUACAAGGAAUGAGUUCCCCACGGAGUAUGUACCUACAGUAUUUGACAAUUACGUGGGUCACAUAAUAGUUGACGGCGAAGAAGUGGAGAUGGCACUUUGGGACACAGCCGGACAAGAGGAUUACGAACGACUUAGACCUUUAUCCUAUAAUAGUACGAAUUGUUUCUUGGUGUGUUACUCUGUGGGAAGUCGAUCUUCAUAUGAAAAUGUUAUUCACAAAUGGUACCCCGAAUUGAAGCAUUUUAGUUCAUCAGUACCUAUUGUACUAGUAGCGACCAAAACGGAUUUGCGCAAUACAGGAAAAGCUGUGAUCACGACACAAGAGGGAAAACAGUUGAAAAGAAAAAUACGAGCUGCCCAGCUGGUGGAGUGUUCGGCUUUAGAAAGAGUAAAUAUGCACGAAGUAUUUGAAGAGGCGGUGAGAGCAGCGAUCAAGAAAAAGCCAGUAACUAAACGAACUUGUCAAUUUCUUUAAGAAAAUUACAAUUCUGAUAUAUAUAGCUAUCCGAUUUGAAUACUAAUAGUAACUGCGCCGGUACUCUGUAAACUUCAAUGACGAUAGUGAUACCCACCCCGAUUUAUUUACAUGGAAUUGCAGUGUUCUCUCAAAAUUCAUCUGCGCAAUGGAAUUGCACGGUACAAUAACUCAACAUAAGGGUCGCAAUCGCCAUUGAGAGUUAUAGAGUACUGGCGCUGUUUCAUGAUAACAUUGAAUUAUUGUAAAUUUUAUAAUGCAAAAAGAUUUCAUUUUGUAUCAGUUAUACAUUGGUUUUCAUAGUACCCGAAAAGCUCUAACAUUCCGAUUUAGAUUCGUAAUACUUACCCAAAGAUUCGCCAAAAGGAGUCUUGUAAAUAUACUAUGAAGAUAAAUUUUCACACCGCUAUGUUUAGUUUUCCUUUAAAAAAUUCAAUAGAGGCAUAAUUCUUAUAAAUGUCCUCAAAAUUGUAAUCCUACAAUACCCCUACCAUAAAUAAUAUAUAAAAGUUAACCGAGGCUACUACAGAAAGUUUACUGAUGUACAUACAUAUUUCUGUAAUAAACUAUAUAAUUUACUAUUAACGUUGUGUCCAGGAUAGUAAAACAUAUCGUUUUGUUUCAGGAAUAGUUAUAAUUUAACUUUAAUUAUAUUAUGUAGUUGUUUUCUUUUAUAUGUUCCACGAUCCCGUGGGAAAUAUA